AUGACGAUCAUUGGGAAUCAGUCAAGGUUCAGCAAAAACGACGCUGAUCAAGCGAACGGGCAGCCGAAAACGUCGACAGCUGCCCACCAACCAGAGGAUGUACACCUCCUUCUCGAUGGCGCCCUCAUCGAAAUCGUACCUCUCCGCCUGCUCCAGCGCUUCUCCCAGCGCGUGAGGAAAGCUUUCUCUGGCGAAGCUGCCCACAUCCGCCCGAAAAGCCUCGACCUCACACACCCUGCGCUAUGGAACCAACCUUCGCCCGAGGCAUUCAAAGCCGCCUUCGCCUGGAUGCGCCGCGUAGCGCCAUACCGAUGUCCCGCCCACGACCUCCCCGCCUUCGGCCCAAGCGAGCCAGAUGCGCAACCCCUCCCACCUCUCAUCGACCUGUACGCCGCCGCACAGAGUCUGGAGUUUUGCGUCUUCCCGCGGAAACUCAAAGACUACCUCCUCGGCCGCCUCUCCAACUUCCCGCCCUUGCUGCCCGACCUGACGCUCGUGCACUACCAUCUGCCCGUUGAAGACAUCGUCAUGACACGCCUGCUCACCUCGUACGUCGAACACCGCGGCAUCUACACUGCUCAGCAGACCGGCGAGUUCCUUCGGUAUAUCAACGAAGGCGACGCAGCCGGCUGGGAUGGGGCUCUUUGGCGGCGUUUCAAGAAAGUCGAAGCGCACCACAGGCAACAGCAGCAGCCAGUGCCAUCUGGGCCAGCAGCAGCAGCAGCACCGGUGCCGAGCGCUUCCCAAUCCACGCCAGGGCCAGCACUGCGCCACUUCAGCCCGCCGCUGGAGCGUCCACCGCAGUCUCGCAAGCAACAGCGGUUGCCGUGGUGUCCGAAAGAAGAGGGCAACAAGCACCCGCGCCUGCGCCUGCGACGGCACCCGUCGUGGAAUCGCAGGGCAAUGCGCGAGGCGUCGGCGGAAGACACGUCCCGGGCGCAUCAUAGUGGUGGCCUCACACCACACGCCCUCGAACAGAACGACGUUUCAAAACUCCCGCGUGGAGACACAACCUACUCCUGGUCAAUCGUGCACACGGCCAGAGCAUCGACAUGCAUAUAG
This is a messenger RNA of Neohortaea acidophila, 1062 nucleotides long. RefSeq lists its product as uncharacterized. The transcript has a single exon. The record is from RefSeq and is a predicted model, not a curated record. The coding region runs from base 1 to 1062 and encodes 353 amino acids. NCBI's taxonomy places the organism in Eukaryota, Fungi, Ascomycota, Dothideomycetes, Mycosphaerellales, Teratosphaeriaceae.